Molecule: messenger RNA, 3831 nt
Organism: Dunckerocampus dactyliophorus (ringed pipefish)
Lineage: Eukaryota; Metazoa; Chordata; Actinopteri; Syngnathiformes; Syngnathidae
Gene: stk11ip
Product: serine/threonine kinase 11 interacting protein
Exons: 26
Coding region: 195-3665 (1156 amino acids)
Biological process (GO): intracellular protein localization
Cellular component (GO): cytoplasm
Molecular function (GO): protein binding
Source: RefSeq, a predicted model, not a curated record
UGACACAAAUGUUGACAACUAUCACUGUGCACCGCGGUGACAUGAUACACCCAUUUCACCACUUCAACAUGGCUCAUUCUUUAUAAACAGAGUGGGGCUCCUUAAUGGCGUUUUCGACCACAUGUUGGCUCUGAUGUCACUGCGCAGCUGCUACAGGAGGAGUCACAGCAGCUCGUUGCUAGCGCUGGCCAAGUAUGGCUCGUGCUUUCGGUGGUCAGUCGUCGCUUGUCAACAGCCUGGCAACACUCCUCCGAAAUGAUGGUGACUUAGUGCUUGAUGGCAGCAGCACACUGACUCUGCCGGCGGCGAGCUUGCAGCAUCUGAACCAGCUGUUUGAGCAACAUUUGCUGUCCAGGAAUCAGCAGCACAGCUUCAUGGCGCUGCCUUCCCACCCUGCUGACACUGCAUCCCUGCUGCAGCUUCAGUUCCUCUUUGACGUCCUGCAGAAGACAAUCUCCUUCAAGCUUAUCAACCCACCGACCACGAGGCUACAGUCUGUGGUGAAACUUUUCCCUUUCAAGUCUUUAAAGUUUUUGGAGCUGAAGCGCAUUCCCCCACACUGUCUCGAGGGGCUCAGAGGAGUUUACUCCCAAUUGGAGGUCUUCAUCUGCUCAAAGAGCCUCAGCUCCCUGGAGGAGCUGCUCUCCCUGUGUGGAGGUGACCUCAGCUCUGCGCUGCCAUGGCUGGAGCUGCACACCCUCAACUUCAGCUACAAUUUCAUCGUCUGCCUUGACCAGUCCCUAAGUCUCUUGAACGUCCUCAAGUCUUUGGAUUUAAGCCACAACAGGAUUCAGGAGUGUGCUGAAUUUCUAAAGCCUUUGAGUGAACUGGAACGCCUGAAUCUGGGCUACAACUGCCUGCAGAGGGCGCCAACACUUAGCCUAAGCGCCAGAGUCAAACUCCUCACGCUCAUUCUCAGGAACAAUGAAUUAGAGACUAUUAACGGUGUGGAGCAGUUGGCAUCGCUCCAGCACUUGGACCUGGCUUAUAAUCUUCUGCUGGAGCAUUCACAGCUGGCUCCUCUCUCCUUGCUUCACCGCCUUACCACACUGAACCUGCAGGGCAACCCGCUGUACUUCCAGAAGACCCACCGCACAUGCACCGUCCGCCACCUUUCUCCAAAGGCUGUCAGCCUCAGAUUUAAACUCGAUGGCGUCCCGCUUUCCUCCUCCGAGUUAUCUGUUCUGCCGAAAGGAGGACAACCGAUUGUCCAGGUGCAGCCAUCUCCUCUUACGCUGUCAGUGUCAGAGCGCAGUCACCCAGAUGUGUCGAGUGGAGCUGGGGAGCUCAGUGACAGCCUGUCAGUCGGGGAGGUGGGAGUCCCUCGCAGGAAGAAGUCCAGGGGCAAGGUGAAAGUGCGGAGAGCAAGUAUCUCUGAGCCCAGUGACACAGACAACCAGGCCAGGGCGGUAUCUUCAUCACAGGUCAUUGGCCUCCCGCACCAAGAGGAGAUUGAGCGCAUGUCCAGCUUCAGAGAUCAGCUUGGAGAGGACUGGCUCCAGUACCAGCACCACCUAGACGCAGCAUCGCCCCCUGCCACUGCUGGUCACGGCCAGCAAACCCUCGCCGACAGCCUUGUGACAUCUUGUUAUCCAGAGGUCGAGACCCCAGAGGUCCUUCCUCCGCCGCUUCUCUCAUCAGAGCCAAGAGUGCUUGAGAUGGACCCAGAGCAAGAGACAGAGUCCACGUUGCAGUGGCCCAGUCAGAGCCCUCGGCAUACCGAGUCCACGUUAGAAGAGAUAGCGAUGGAUGGUCAGGUCGAAGGCCUAGACUCAACGAGAGAGCAGAGUGGGGAUACCAGGGAGGAAGAAGAUGACGACGAUCUGGGAGUGGACCAGUGUCUGCCGCUUCUUGUGGGUGUCUUAUCUGACGAUGAGGAGCAUGAUGAAAGCCAGGAUGAGGAGAGGAGGAUGGAGAUCUUUCUGCGUGUCAAACAGGGACAUUUGCUGGAAGUGGAUGUGCAGUCCGGCCAGGAGAGAUGUCGCCUGGAGCUGGACUGUCUGACCCGUGUGGAUGCCACAACAGCAACUUGGACUGAUGGGGCCACAGAAGCUACAUUUCCAGCAGUGGAGGUCCGGUUCGACUCCAUCAAGAAGGAGAAGAGGCGGAGACGUUAUGUGCUUCUGGAUGUUGACCCACAGCAGGCACUUCAGGAUCUCAGCGACGUGCUGUCGUUUGUGGCGGAGGCCAAUCGCCGCCGUGGUACCGAGCUCCUCCCCGGCUGUGUUCAUCUGCGAUGCCUUCGUUGUGGGUCAGAGUUCACAGAGCCUGAAGGCGAAACAGGGAGGAGGAGGGGGCUUCCGAUGCCGGCAGAGGGCGUAGACGCGCAGGAGGUCAAGGAGUUGCCGGAAUGUGACGUGGGCGGCGAAGGAAACUCUCAUCGCUGUCUGGAAUGUGGAAGUGCUCACGUGGUCCAACGAGUGGGCCAGUCAUUUCCUUACAGCAGUACACCAAUCCAACACCCAUCAAGGGCAGGCAGUGAAGAAGACAAUAAGGUGGAUGCUUGUAUGAGCAGCAGUCCUGCCCCAGAAGAAGCUGCCAUUACAGAGGACACCGCUUUUUUCACCGCACAUGGGAGCGCCUUCUUUGCCGAGGAAGUCGGGGCUGACCGCUGCUGCCUCUCCUACCAUGCUGACAGUCAAAGCAAGGAGGAUCUGGCUGGGAGUUACUGCUAUGCCGCCAUCUCUUCCACACCACCUGGCAUCCAGCCUGCAGGAAGAUCCAACUCAGCCGAUGACUUGGACCUGCUGACGGAGGCUUUUGAGGCGGUGGACCAUCGGCUAAAGCUUUUCUUAGAUGUGGACGUCUUCGAAGAGGAGGAGGAGCUAAGCUGUUUCCUAAAGACGUCUGCUGUGAGAUUCGGGGAACCAGAGGAGUUUCCGUGUCUGGUGGCGGUGUCGGACAAGAGAAUCUAUGUUCUUGAAGUGACAUCAGGAGACAGCAAAGGGCAGCUCUCUGAUUGGCUCCAGAAGCGCGACUGCCACCCAAUCAUAGAGCUCAGCUACCUGGAGGUGGGGCUUGGCUCUCAGAGCAUCCACAUGGCAUUUGACGGUGGUGGAAUCAAGGGCGCAGCCUACACCCUCCUGGUUCGGGACAGUGUGCGUUGCAAAUGCUUUUUUGGCCUGCUGACAGGAAUCGUGCGUGAGAUGGCGCACAAGUCCGACAGCAAACUGAGGUCCAUCUCGACCACCAGGCUCAACCCUCAGCACCAUCUCUGGCCUCUCGUGUGUGAAGACAUCCAAGCAGAUGUGGAGGACGGCCAGCUGCAAUUCUGCUACAUUUUGGCUUUUUUGCUGCAAGACAACACCUGGGUGCCAACGACCGUGCUGGCAACUCGAGAGACCCUGUACCUGCUGAGCGAGGAUCACCAGUGGAGCAAGAGGACGAACAUGACAACGGUCGACGGCAACCUGGAGCCGGGCAGCGGGAGCUUCUCCGUCCUCGAGACGCUGCCCAUCAGCUGCGUGAGCUCGGUCCACCUGUGGCCCCAUCAGCGGCAGAUGGAUGUCAAGCUCUAUGACGAGACGCAGAAAGAAGAGAAGACCUGGUGCGUGCGCUCGGAGAGCUCCGAGCUCCUGCAGGCUCUGCUGGCGUGGGUCAGAACCCAGUGGGAGGCCAUGUUUGGCGUCAGGCUGCACACCAGCGUGCACGACACAGAGACGUAGCGAACGGCGGGAAUUGUCAUCUGUAUUUGCUCUCUAUGUGGAAAAAAUGCAGUUAAAAUGAAGCAGGCCUUCUAUCCUUCAGGCAUUCUGUCGCCAGGAAGGAGAUUGGGACAUUGUGUUGACGUUUGUUUUUUUGUUGUGGUGAAGACAUGGAAUUCCAAGCUGA